AUGGCAGGACUGGGAGGCGUAGGAAAAUCACAGAUUGCAUUAGAGUACUGCUACCACUACCGAAAGAAGUAUCCGACUAGUUAUGUAUGGUGGAUAGAUGCUGUUAACACAGCCAGGAUUGUCAAAGCAUAUUCCGACAUAGCUGACACUCUCCAUCUACCCAUCUCAAGCAAGGAGAAUCUGAUGAGAGAUGUCCGCCAUUGGUUCUCGCAACCUGAGAAUGGCCAGUGGCUAUUUGUUUUUGACAAUGUAAACGACCCGAAAGCGGUUUUCCAGAAUACUAUCGACGGGCAGACAGGAUCAAUGCUCGACUAUGUGCCACACAAUCAUCUAGGGGGUCAGACAAUAAUUACCUCCACAAGAAAGGAGGCGGUAAACCUCGUCGAUGCGGAGUUAAUUGAGGUCGAUAUCCUCCCUAGUUCAGUAGCUCGCCAGCUGAUCAGGUCAUAUCUGCCACAGCCCCCUGACAAUUCAAUAUCCGAGGAUCUUGAUAUGCUAGCAGAUACGCUUAGCUGCAUUCCUCUUGCACUCACGCAGGCUUCGAAGUAUCUUAGACAGAUGGAGAAAACAGUCAAAUAA
This is a messenger RNA of Pseudogymnoascus destructans, 579 nucleotides long. RefSeq lists its product as uncharacterized. Lineage: Eukaryota; Fungi; Ascomycota; Leotiomycetes; Thelebolales; Thelebolaceae. The coding region runs from base 1 to 579 and encodes 192 amino acids. The transcript is spliced from 2 exons. The record is from RefSeq and is a predicted model, not a curated record.